AUGCCUGUCUUGGACUUUCCGAACUACGUUGAUGGCGAUGUCAAGCUCACCAUCCACCCGGAUGUGUACCGUUUGCAUUUAAACGUACUCUCCACACACUCCAAGGUUCUGAGGAGCCUGCUAGGGCCACCGAACGAGGUUAACCCACUACAACACAUCCAGGACUCCUUACGAUCACAGAAUAUCUGUGUCGGCUGGGUUUCUAACGAGCACUUCCAGGUCCCGCAGCAAUUCACGAGCGAAGCCAGAGGCUUUCGGGCUGUGGACUACAUCCCAGUCUGGCCUGUGAGAACCCGGAGAUGCUGGGAGAACAUUUUCAGGAUGUUCUAUCUCUUACCUCCUUUUCUGCAUGAUGACGGCCCUACCAGAAACAUUCUGGAUAACAGUUGGAGAGUUGUUGAGCUGGCGACAGACCUUGAAGCAGAAGAUUUAAUUUUACCUCUUCUCGGUGCAGCACUUGAGGGGUAUGGACAGGAGCUCUAUCGUUGCAUAUCCGAUGAUCCCAUCGGCUGGGUGAACCUGGGACUGAGAAUUCGGUCAGUCAUAAUCUAUCAAGAGUCAGUCAUCCACAUCGUCGGCCGGUGGCACUAUUUAACGGAUGAGGGCCACGCCUUGCUCUCAGAUCCGAUCCGUGAAAUUUGCCAGAGAAAGUAUAGAGAUCUGCAGUUUGAUAAGCAGAUGACUGACACAAGCAUCCUCAACCAUCCCGUCGAUGAUCCACAGAAUAGAGAUGUCUACACCUGGAUGGCUAAGGCUUUUUAUCAGCAGUGGCUAUGCAAUUCCAUAGCUGAUCAUAAGACAUAUCGUUCUUUGGACGGCGGAGCGGCGUUCUACCGCGCCAUCAAUGCUGGCGGUAAUGCCUACCUCCAGGUGGUCGACCCCGAGGCCCACCUCGUCUUGCUGCCCAUUGAACAAGACGAGGUUGCAGUUAUGGAACACCGGCUCGGUCAAAUAAAGGACGCCGUAAAACAUCUUGUUGCAUAUCUGCUUGAAAAUCGAUCGCGGUUCAACCCUGGAGUAUGGGGAGAACUACACUAUCUGACAUGCUGCGAAGUUACGCAGCGGGAUAUUCCUUGGCUGACAGAUAGGGCUGCACAGGAAGAGGUAGCUCUUCUACAGACCAUGAAUAAUGCUUUGCCGGCCUUCUACAUGGAUAAUCUCCAAUUUGAGAACCGAAACGUCCAGACGCCUCAAAUUAUCCCCCCGAUAGUUACCGAGCGUCCCUUGCCUUCAUGGUCUCCAAAAUCCCCCGAAGGGUAUCAUGAUCGCACCCCUACUCAGGCCCGGAGUGACGUGACCUCGGUCGUCCAUGAACCAGACCUGUCCGACGACAUUUCAGUGAACAGCUUCAUCAGCCCGCCUCUGUGGGAUGAAGACGAUUCGACGGCGCAUACGGAGUCCGAAUUACCAGCGGUCCCAGCCGUCGAAUCACUGACCGCGGGAUGUCCCCAGAAUUGGGAUGAAGGAGAUAAUGGGUUGGUUACUUAUCCGAGCCCUAUCUUCAUGCAGUCUCCUGACGAUGUUAAAGGCCACAGAGAUGAUACUUAG
Molecule: messenger RNA, 1548 nt
Organism: Aspergillus niger
Lineage: Eukaryota; Fungi; Ascomycota; Eurotiomycetes; Eurotiales; Aspergillaceae
Exons: 2
Coding region: 1-1548 (515 amino acids)
Source: RefSeq, a predicted model, not a curated record